ACGGGACAAUGUCAGGAUCCAAUUUGCCUGACGUCGUGCUGCUGUCGCUCGUGGUGGACCUGCAACUUUCUUGAUCAUUGAAAACAAUCCACUAUGCAGCACAUCUCUGCCGGGCUGUCCUCGGCCAAGCGACUGAUUAAAAACAGGUCAAAACAAUAUCAUUUCCAUCAACACACGCUUUCCGUCUAUCGCUAGCGUCGACAAUGCCAAACCAUCACGAUCACUACGAUGGCGCCGAGCCCAUCGAUCAUUCCCACGACCACGGCCAGGAUCACAGCCAUGAAGACGACCAAACCCCCGCGCUGCAGAAUCUCUUGUACCAGCAAAUCGAUACGUCUAAAGUGACAUGUUUGAACGAGGCGGUACCUCAGUCAGGGCGUGCCGUGCUACAGAAGACGUGGGCCCAGCGCUUCGAUCCAGAGCCAGAGCUGAGAAGUGACGCCGACGAGCAGCUGUUGCUAUACGUACCCUUCACUGGCCAGGUUCGGCUACACGAGAUUCUCCUCCGCACCUCUACGUCCGAAUCUGCCCCUUCAACGCUGAAAGUCUUUGUGAACCAGGACAACAUGGACUUUGAAGUGGCGUCACAAAUGGCUCCCACUCAAGUGUUCGAGCUUCCUCAGAGUAACGAGGUCCAGCCGCUCGCCGUACAAAGAGCCAAGUUCAGCACUGCGCGCAGCCUGACGUUGUUCUUCGAGGACAACUGGGGCGGGGACGACACGACAAUUAUAAGCUACAUUGCUUUCAAGGGAGACUUCAUGCAGUUAAACAAGGAGCCGGUGAGCUUUCUGUACGAGGCUGCGGCUAACCCAGCGGAUCAUCAGGCUAUCGUCGGCACGAAAAUUGGCGGCGCAGGGCAUAACAUCCGAGGAGCUUAGUGAAUGGGGUGUUGUUUGGAUGAGGACUGGUGCCAUGACCAUACCAAGGAGGACUCGGAGGAGCGGCUCUCGCUCUUGACUAGCAAUCAGUACGGAGUACUUUCGUUGGGAGAUUUCAGUCGGAAAUGCAGCUUCGAGUAGCAUUGAGACGUCACAUGCACUUGUUCCAGACACAAGGCCUCUUUGACAAUGCUGCUGUAUUCAGAGCGCAAGCAUAUAUGGUUGAGCCAACGUCACGUCAUCAGCUUAUGACAAUUUUUCACACUCCGUACGACCCCAUUCACACGCACGGAGUCGAAUGAUGAAUAACAGCGGCUUACCCGCAUGCCUUCACGGCUUUUCUUUGCUCAUGACUUCAUCUAACGCAAGUGCUAAAGUCACCACCUUUAUAAUCUAUCUCGGUCUCAAAUGAUGUGAGCGGGUAUCAUGCUUGUCUAGUUAUCUCGGAAAGCAAGUAAGAAGCAAACAAUAGCGCAUAGGCCAAAGCGUGAUCCUUAAGGCACAGUUUGAUACAGGACAUGCAAAGAACGCCGUCUCAAACGAGCCUCCCGCAUUCUGAAAAUUUUGUGGCAUGUCUUGGGCGCUUGCGUGACGGGGUGGAGCAACAAGGCGUCGCGAUGAAGGCCCUCUGUAGAAGUGGCUCGAGCUAGUCAUGGACGCGGAACACGGCUGAAGUGAUCGGAUAAGAUGAAAGAAAGAUCUCAUCCAACCAGCCAGGCAGAAAGACCGGGAACUUGCAG
Verruconis gallopava is the source of this 1618-nucleotide messenger RNA. RefSeq lists its product as uncharacterized. Bases 204 to 878 code for a protein of 224 amino acids. The transcript has 2 exons. The record is from RefSeq and is a predicted model, not a curated record. Gene Ontology annotation, cellular component: nucleus. NCBI's taxonomy places the organism in Eukaryota, Fungi, Ascomycota, Dothideomycetes, Venturiales, Sympoventuriaceae.